This is a messenger RNA of Xyrichtys novacula (pearly razorfish), 3905 nucleotides long. The record is from the annotation of a GenBank genome assembly. NCBI's taxonomy places the organism in Eukaryota, Metazoa, Chordata, Actinopteri, Labriformes, Labridae.
AUGGCGUUGCUGCUUCUCUUGGUGAUGCUGACCGUAUGUGCUGCUCUUCCUCGAGGUAAAAAUACAUACCUUCAUUCUUCAAUACAGACAACAGCAAAAUAAGACAGGCGUAUACUCUGAAAAAGUGUGCUGUGUCUUGAUGUGUCUUAUCUUUCUAAUUUUUUUUAAAGGUAUGAGCAAAGUUUUUAAUUUAAUAAGACAAAAUAUAAAUAUGCUUGCUGUUGAUAAUAAGAGUAAUAAGUACAACAGUUUGGCAAAACAUGAGUGACAAAGUUGUGUCAGAUGAGACUAAUUGCUUUUAUUUAAUGCUUUUCAUCGCCUUGCAGUUAAAGUUUUGGGUUUUUACAUUAAAAAUGUUGUUAUUCUUGAUUGUUUAUGUAUGCACAAGAAUUUAUUAUGAAAGUUUUGAAGCCAUUUUUUAUACUUGGAUCCUUGUAAAAGUAGUAGAGGGAUUACGCUCUGCCUCCUUACUCAACACAGACAAGUGGAGCUGUGUGUAUGUGGUUUCCCUCAUUCUCAUACCACAAGUAUUUCUCUUAAUUAAGGUAAAUACAGCACACAAAUCAUUGUAAAUUUAAGCACACAUGUGAAUAAUAGCCUUCCAUGUGCACCUGUGAUUUUGUACGACAGAAAUAUAUGUUUGUGCAUGUUUAUUUGGUGCUAUUAAGUUUGGGCUUAUUCAGAUAAUGUAAACCAGCAAGGAGUCAGACUCUAUAGCUGCUCUUCAGCUGUCAAGCACUCCUCAGAUGAUGACUUACACUGAUACAUAAAUUUACCAGUAAGACAAAUGCAUUUAUUUUGUGCUUCAAUGAUUCAUAUGACAGAAAUAAUGAAUAAAUGAGGUAGUGAUUUGUUGGAAUAUUAAAAACUGCAUGGCUAAAUUCAUGUAUUGAGACUUAGCCCUUGGUUCCUGUUAGUUUUAAGCUCCAUCCAGCCUACUUUAUCCCCAAAACGGACAUGUAGAUAAGUGUUCAGAAACAAUCAUUUUUUAAUAUUUUUUUUCUUUCACUUUUCUCAAUUCAUAUCUCUUAAAAUACUUCAGCCCUGAUCAUUAGAAAAAUAAUUAAUAGAAAAGUUGAGUUAUUACCCUUUUUAUGCCAGUUUUGGUGUGCCAUGUCACUGCUAUUUUUAACGGUAAAAAACACAAAAUCGCCAUAUUUCCCAUGUUAAAUGACCUGGAUUAUUAUUUUUUUUACAUUUUUUGAUAAAUAGAGUCUAGGCCAUGUCAAUGAUGAGAAGUAAAACCGAUUUUGGUGCAUUUUUUCAUAUUUGAAGCUGCAUCCAGCAAACUUUGUCCGCAAAACGAACAUGCAGAUAAGUGUUCUUAAAUAAUCAUUUUUUAAAAUUUUGUCUUGCUAUUUGGACAUAAAUCUUUUAAACAACUUCAGCCAUAACUAUUCAAAAAGUAAUGAAUAAACAAUUCGAUGUAUUACCCUUUUGAUGCCAGUUUUGUGUGCAAUGUCAUAUUUAUUGAUAUAGUGUGUUUUAAACAGCUCUGGUUUUUGGAGUCUUUUGGAGCAGAAAAACGCGCCAUAUUCUCAAGCCUCGUUCUCCACCAAAUCAAUUGCGAUCAGAUUCAUUAGUUCACAUUAAAUUAAUUAUAUAUUUAGGCAUAUAAAACCAGAAGAUAUAUGUAAGAUAGGAAUCAAUUACAAGUGGUUAUGCACCUCUAACCAAAAUAUGACUGUAAUUACGCUGAUUGCGCUCAUAUAAAAAAAUAACCGCAUAUUUGAGAUGUGAUAUCUUCUCAACUAAUGAUCCGAAGGACCUGUGCAUCCUCAUUAUCCACUUACUCUGAAGUGAGGUCAAAGUUGAAAUUGUCCAAAUGUCCCCCUCUCUUUGUCCCACAUGGUAGAACUUGGACGUCAUAUUUUCGACUGUAAAAACUCUGCUCAUGGCAUGCCCGGUUAUAAACAUUGACACAGAUUCGCACCUGGGCAUAUACGCAGGAGCACACAAACUUUUCCUUGCACACAUAUCCCAAUCUUAGACAUCCAUAUCUAGUGGCAUGUAAAGUUUCAUUCAAUUCUGAUGAUGUUUAGUGGAUGAAAUAGCGCUUCAAACACUCUCAGUUCAUGAAUGAAGACUUGCAUGUGUGGCACCGAAGGGGUUAAAAUUAUGUGCCAGCUCAAUCUGUUGUAUCACUGUCAGAAAGUAAAAUUUAGAGCCCUGGUGAUCGAGUGACUGCAAAAUAAAGGUUAUUAUGUUUUUAUGGUGCCAUAAACACACAGUCAAAAAACAUGUGUUUAAUGGAAGUCUAUUGUCCAAUUUGAGGACAAAGUAGGGUGGACGCCCCAAUCUUUAAAAAUGUGACUGUCAGCUCAAAAUAAAGAUUAAAAAAAUGACAAAUGUCCUCAAGACGGAUAUUGUAGGAACCAAGGGUUAAGUAUUGAUUUUGUUAAAUUGUACACAUGUAACAGUAGACUACUGUUGGUCUGAAACUGUGAUUUGUCAUGUGUUAAUAGUUUUUGUCAUAGUAUCUUUGUGUUUUGAUUUCUUUCUUUAUCUUAGAUAUGUCUGGUAAGAUGUUUACCUUCCCAGAAGAGUCAGACACAGCUUAUGUGAAGCUGACAACAUCGAGCCAGAGUUUGAGCGCUUUGACCGUCUGUCUGAGGUAGUGUCAUAUGUGCAGAAAUUUCCCUGAAUAAAAUUAAUGAUCAUUGAUAUCCUUAUAAAAUCAGCAAGUAUGACAAUAUUGUUUUUUGUUUGUUUUUGUCUCCACAGAACCUUUACAGACCUGAAUAGAAAUCAUGCCCCCUUCUCUCUGGCCACACCUGGUGUUUUCAAUGACUUCGUGAUUUACAGAUAUGCUGAAAGUAAUCAGUUUUCCAUAAAUGUCAGGGACAAAUCAGGUGUAUUCAGAGAGCUGGACUACAAGCCGAACACGUGGCACUCACUUUGUUCCACAUGGGACUCUGUCUCUGGUGUGGUGCAAGUUUGGUUGGAUGGAAAGCCCUCAAGCAGGAAGUACGUCACCUCUGGAUCAAACAUCACUGGACCUAUGAUCAUUGUUCUGGCACAGGUAUACUCUUUUAACAAUAUGGGAAACAAACUUACAUUAAUUGGCCCAGAGUGUGUUAGCACAGAUUACCGUAAAGACUAGAAAUACAAAUGACAAUGUAUUUUGACUAAGCCUUUGUCAGGGUCAGUGAUUAUUGAGAGUCACAGUUGGAUUAUCAGUUUUCUCUUCACUUCUGUCCACUCCAAUGUCUCUGCAGAAGGCAAAAGUUAGUCGACUUCUAUGGCCUGCAGUUUUCACUCUCUGAAAAUAAUCUCUGAUGGGCAGUCAGCGCCAUGAACCACAGCAAAAGUCAUGCAAAAUGCCCAAUUAGAAAAAAAACAAAAACACUGACACCUAGAAUGAGUCCAGAGAUUAAACUGGCUGUAUGGAUGAUACAUAGAGAACCAACAAAAUCCACUUUUCACUCAAAAUGAUCCCAUCACAUACCUAUUUGGUUAGAUAUACUGAAAAAUUCCCCAACAGUUACUGAUAAAGCAAUGAUGUAAAGAAACCCCUUUAUUUUAACAGUUUGUAAAAAUGUUUCUCUCUUAUAUAAAAGUCAACAUUUUACAAAGAAGGAUAAAAAAAUCAACAAAUAAAUGAGGUCAGAUUUUUUUAUAUCUCUGACCUUAAUCUCAUUACUCUCUGAGAUUUAAAUCAGAGUUCUGACUUUUUUCAAUUUCUACAGGAACAGGACAGUCACGGUGGAGGAUUUGACGCCACACAGUCAUUUGUUGGCAUGAUGUCUGAUGUCCACAUGUGGGACUACACCCUCUCACCCUGUGAGAUUCAACGCUACACGAAUCGCGAGUCCUUCCCCUCAGGCAAUGUGAUUGACUGGGAGGCAUCUCAGACCUUUGGCAGGGUUCUGAUCGAAGAUCAACAGAAGGACUGUCUCCUCUGA